AGUGGCAGACGAAAUAACAACACGUCUUCGUAAACAUUCUUCCGAGUACAGUUUAUAAUUGCGCUUUUAACACCUAUAGACUGCUACUACAUUGUAUUCUUUCCAAAAGCAGCAUUAUGUAACGCACCGCACGGUGUUUACCAAGAUUCUUCGCUUAAGGAAAUGAUUAAACUCAUUUUAUGCUGAUUGUAUUGGCUUGCUGAACUAGCCACGUGACACUUCAUCGCCUGUCAUUGCGAAACAUUUUUAAUAAGUGGGACGUUUUAGUUUUCCUUAAUACCUGCUUACAGUUGUUGUCAGAUUAUGGCUUCCCUUGCAGGUCCCUUACGUUUUACUGGAAGAGUUGCUGUAGUUACUGGCGCCGGAGGGGGUCUUGGUAAAGAAUAUGCAUUACUUUUGGCUGAACGUGGUGCCUCAGUUGUCGUUAAUGACUUGGGUGGAACACGAAGUGGCGAGGGCAAUAGUUCCCUUGCUGCAGAUGCCGUAGUUCGAGAAAUUAAGAACAAAGGAGGAAAGGCUGUGCCAGAUUACAAUUCCGUGGAAGAAGGAGAUAAAAUUGUGAAAACAGCAAUAGAUAAUUUUGGUCGCAUAGACAUACUUAUCAACAAUGCAGGGAUUCUUAGAGAUAAAUCAUUUACAAACAUUUCAAUGGAUGAUUGGGAUCUUGUUCAUAGAGUCCACUUACGUGGCUCUUUCAUCACAACUAAAGCUGCAUGGCCAUACUUCAGAAAGCAGAAUUUUGGGAGAGUUAUAAUGACAGCUUCUGGUGCUGGCAUAUAUGGAAAUUUUGGCCAAUCUAAUUAUUCUGCAGCAAAGCUUGGUGUGCUUGGAUUAUGCAAUACUUUAGCCAUUGAAGGAAAAAAAUAUAACAUUCAUUGUAAUACCAUUGUUCCUAUUGCAGCUUCAAGAUUAACACAAGAUAUAUUACCACCAGAUAUUUUUGACCAGUUGAAGCCUUCUUUGGUAAGCCCAGUAGUUGCCUAUCUUUGUCAUGAAACCUGCGAAGAAAAUGGAGGUGUAUUUGAAGCUGCUGGAGGAUGGGUUGGAAAAUAUCAAUGGGAACGAUCAUCAGGAAAAGCAUUUAUACCGCCCAGUCAGCUUACAGUAGAAGGAGUUAGAGAUAAUUGGAAUGCCAUUUCUGAUAUGUCCAAUUCAACCACACCAUCAUCUCUUCAAGAACAAACAGUGAUGUUAGUAGAGGCUCUCAGUGGUCAAGCCUCAAAGCCACCUGCAGCUAAAAGUGUAUCAAAGCAUGCUUUGAGCGAAGAUCCUGGAACUUUUAGUUACGAUGAAGACAAGGCAAUUUUAUAUGCUUUAGCAGUGGGUAUGUCUACCAAGGAAUCUUCUGCAUUAAAUUUCCUGUAUGAAGGAUCGGAUGAUUUUAGAGUUUUGCCAACUUUUGGUACCAUUGCUGCGAUGGAUGCUUUAUUUAGUUCACCUGUGCUUAGAGAGCAAAUUGAAAAGCUAAAUGGGGACCCAACUAGAUUAUUACAUGGAGAACAAUAUUUGGAAUUACAUCAGCCUUUUUCACCCUCUGAUGUUUUGAGUACUAAGUGCCGUUUACUAGAUGUUUUAGACAAAGGUUCUGGAGCUGUUGUAAUUAUAGAAGCGGACACGCACAAUAAAAUGAAUCAGUUGGUUAUGCGUACACAGUGGUCCAUUUUUCUUGUUGGAGCUGGAAAUUUUGGUGGUAAAAGGUCUACAGAAAAACCAGUGAAGGUCAUGAAUCCUCCCAAUCGUAGUGCCGAUGCAGUAGUAGAAGAAAAAACUUCAGUUGAUCAGGCUGCUUUAUAUAGAUUAUGUGGAGAUAAAAAUCCCCUUCAUAUUGAUCCAUCAUUUGCUACUAUUGGAGGUUUUUCUCAGCCAAUUCUUCAUGGCCUGUGUUCUUUGGGGUAUGCUACUCGUCAUGUUUUGAAACAGUAUACCAAUUAUGAUGUGAAACCUUUUAAAUCUAUCAUGGCUAGAUUUGCUGGUCCAACUCUUCCUGGUCAGACAUUAAGGACACAUAUGUGGAAAGUAGGAAACCGCAUUCAUUUUCAGAGUGAAUGUGUUGAAACUGGGAAGCCUGUGAUAUCUGGUGCCUAUAUUGAUUUAGCUGAAGUUCCAAAGCUCAGUUCUGGACCUGUUACAUCAAAUCUUGCUAGUACUUUGCAUAGUAAAUUGAUAUUUAAAGCCAUGGCUGAUCAGUUAGCUACCAUGCCGGAACUGGCUUCAAAAAUUCAAGCAGUUUAUGAAUGGAAUAUAUUAAAAGAUGGAAAAGUUACAGGAACUUGGACUGUGGAUUUGAAAAGUGGAUCUGGAAGAAUAGUUGCAGGUACUAUAAAUGGUGUGAAGCCUGGCUGCACACUAAUUCUUGAAGAUGAAGAUAUGUUAUCGUUAGUAACUGGAAAAUUGGACCCUCAAAAGGCAUUUAUGUCAGGAAAGCUGAAAAUCAAAGGAAAUAUAAUGCUCACACAGAAACUUAAACCCCUUUUGGCUGCCAGAAGUAAAGUUAAAGCUCCAGAGCCUGAAAUACAUUCCAAUACACAGUGUGACAAAAUCUUUAUGAAACUUGGAGAGAAACUGAAGAAAAAUCCGGAUUUGGCUAGUUCUAUUAAAACUGUUUAUCAGUGGAAUAUUUUGAAGAAUGGAAAACAAGUUUCUGUUUGGACGCUGGAUCUGAAGAAUGAUUCUGGUGCUGUUUACAAAGGAACGCCAAAGCAUGAUAAACCAGAUUGCACAUUCAUCCUGGAAGAUGAUCUUUUUGCCAAAAUUAUGGAUGGUUCAGCUGAUCCUCAGAAGGCUUUUAUGUCAGGAAAACUGAAAAUUACAGGAAAUGUCUUGGCUUCUCAAAAGUUGCAAGCAAUAUGGGAAAACCCAGAAGAAGACAAUGACAAUAAUAUGUCUUUUGCAAGUGCUAAUGAAGAUACCUCAAGUAAAAAUGAAGUUUCAGAUCCUCAUCAUUUAGGAGAGAUGCCAGCAACAUUAAAAUCUGAUUUUGUUUUCCAAAUAUUUGCCGAGAGACUCGGAGAAGAGCCUGAAUUGGCCAAGAAGAUGAAAGUUGUUUAUAAUUGGAACAUACAUAAAUCGGGGAAAAAGAUUUCUGAAUGGACUGUUGAUCUUAAAACUGGAGAAGGUUCCAUUUAUAGAGGGCCACCAAAAUCUGGUAAAGCAGAUGUUACUUUGACAAUGGAUGAUGAAGAUGUCAUUUUGAUGAUGUUGGGCAAACUGAAUCCACAAAGGGCCUUCAUGACUGGAAGAUUGAAGAUAAAGGGAAAUAUUAUGCUCACACAGAAACUGAAUCAGUUAUGGCAAGAAAUCCUGAAAUCUGGACGAGCUGUUGAACUGCCUAUAUUAGCAGCAAUACUUGCUGAUAAGCCAUUUGAUGCAGAACUCCGAAGUGAACCUUGCUUUGUGGAGCUGGGCAAACGUGUAUCUAGACUUCCAGAAAGUGUUCUGAAAUUCAAAACAGUGCUUGAAUGGAUUGUUACCAAGCAUGGCAAGGAAAGGGAAAGAUGGGUACUGGAUUUAAAAAAUGAUAAAGGAAUGCUGUCUCGAGCCCCUGCCAAAGAAGGAGCUGCACCAACCAUUUUCAUUACCGUUGAUGAUGAUACUUUUGCCGAUUGGAUUCUUCAUAAAAUAUCUUCUGAAAAUGUUCUAUCUUCACCAACCACCAAAAUUGUUGGGGAUCGUGCUCUAGUGUCAAAACUUUUGGAUACCUUCAAAAUAUCCUCAAAAUUGUAAAUGGGGGAGUGAUUGAUGUUUGUGUGUUUUAGAAUGAACAAAUUUUUGAAUUUAGAAUUAAUCAACUACUUGAUUAUUUUCAUUAGUUGGUUUAAUUUGUGGAGGACUUAUAAGGCAGGUACUUAAAUUUGUAGAAAGCUGUAUUGAGAGAUUAUCUGUAUGAAAAGAAUUAUGGAUUCGACAAUUAUUGUUGUUAAUGAAGCAUCUUUGUAAGCUAUAUAUUAUGUAUUUGUUUAUCACUUUAAUAAUUAUAUUGUAAUUUUUGACAUAUCAGUAUGUUCACAUCUUGUUGAGUUUUAUUUUUUUUUUUCAUUUAUGAAUUGGUAAGAUGGUUUAAAAUUAUCAAAGUUGAAAUAUCAUUUCUCUUCAUUAUUUUAAGAAUGAUAUAUGUAUAUUUUUAUAAUAAAAAUAAAUAUGUUUUCUAUCAAAA
Uloborus diversus is the source of this 4153-nucleotide messenger RNA. RefSeq names its product peroxisomal multifunctional enzyme type 2-like (gene Mfe2). The record is from RefSeq and is a predicted model, not a curated record. The transcript is spliced from 31 exons. The coding region runs from base 304 to 3723 and encodes 1139 amino acids. Lineage: Eukaryota; Metazoa; Arthropoda; Arachnida; Araneae; Uloboridae. Gene Ontology annotation, molecular function: oxidoreductase activity.